AUGACAGCAUGGAGGUAUGCACCAAGGGCAAAUACUGCGAGAACGGAAAAUUCAGAUAGCCAGUUGCUCAUGCCAUCUACCUCCUCAACAGUGAUCUCAGAUGCAUGUGAUAUUGAAUUUGAGGCAUCAUCUUCUUUCUGCGAAAUCCCCAGCGAUUUACCAUCAGCUGUGCUGGCUGGAAGACAGUAUGAGCUUGGUGAAAAUGUGUUAGAAAAUGAAUCCACUGCGUCUGAUCAUGAGAUGCCCAUAGGUUUGCAUGACAAUUCUGCAUGCCCAAGUGAUGACAGUUCAAAUGAUGAGGAAGACAAUGAUUCCAACCAAGAUGAUGGUCAAGACAAGGACCUGGACCAAUUUGUUUAUGACACUGUACUUCGGCUGGUGGAAAUAAAAGUGCGAGCUGAAUUUUCCCAGAAUAUCUUUGAGGAUCUUCUUCAAUGGGGAAAGGAUAUUGCUAACAAAGUCUACACCAACAUAGCAUGGCCUUCCUGUUGGGCAGAAGUGUUAGUUCUCUUGGAAAAAUUUGGAUACCAGAGUCCAAGCUUAUACUGGAUCUGCUUAGAUGAUAGCCAUCCUUACCUUUUGGUGUUCUUUCUGCAAAGGAUGAAUUGUGUCCUUAUUGUGGCAAGCAGGGAAAAAUCCCUUAUUAUUAUCUCAGUGUGA
Messenger RNA from Porites evermanni, 660 nucleotides. NCBI's taxonomy places the organism in Eukaryota, Metazoa, Cnidaria, Anthozoa, Scleractinia, Poritidae. The record is from the annotation of a GenBank genome assembly.